CUCCCAUGCUGUAGGUGGAGCACUGCAUCAAACUCCACGUGUGUCUCCACCACAGUAUCUCCUUGAAGAAGACACACAUGCACCUCUGUGACGGCUUUCCACUGACAGUCAUUUACUUUUUUCCUGAACUCGGUGGUCCCUCCGUGCAGACAGCGCCGGGAGAUGCCGCGGUAUGAGCUGUGUGUGAUCCUGAAGGCGAUGCAGAGGCCGGAGACCGCGGCGGUGCUGCGGCGCACGGUGGAGACGCUGCUCGAGCGCGGCGCAGUGGUCAGGGCUCUGGAGAGCCUCGGCGAGCGCAGGCUGCCCUACAAGAUCUCCAAACACGACUGUCGCCACACGCACGGCGGAUACUUCUCCGUCGACUUCCACGCCUCGCCGAAGACCGUCAGCGAGCUGCUAGAUCACCUGGAGCGGGACAUUGACGUGCUGCGCCCCACAGUUUUAAAGAAAGACACUGAGCUUUCCCAGGCGCAGUGCUGUGGAGCACAAGCUGAGAAAGCAAAGAGUGCCACUUCCAGAUAAACGACUGGCGUCAUCUGCUGGAUCAUGUGAAUGCACUUUUGCAACGAGACAAGCUAGUAAAUGUCAGCAUCCUUUUUAUAGUUUUGGAGAAAUGCAUUUACUUCAGCUAAUUAUGUGAUGUAUGUUUCCACAAAGCACUGUACGUAUGACCUCUUUGCGGGAUCAGCAUUUUUGGAAUAUUUAAUAUUAAUAUGACAGAUUCUGCUUCAAUAAUUACAUGCUCAUAAAUAAAUAACAUAAAAAUGAAGUUGUAUAUCUCACUCUGUGACAGUCAUACUCUUCCACAAACGUGACUUACAAAUAACGAAAUAAAUGUAAGUGUUGUCGAGGAAA
Sinocyclocheilus rhinocerous is the source of this 855-nucleotide messenger RNA. RefSeq names its product 28S ribosomal protein S6, mitochondrial-like. Gene Ontology annotation, molecular function: small ribosomal subunit rRNA binding; structural constituent of ribosome. The record is from RefSeq and is a predicted model, not a curated record. Gene Ontology annotation, biological process: translation. Bases 163 to 522 code for a protein of 119 amino acids. The transcript has 2 exons. Gene Ontology annotation, cellular component: mitochondrial small ribosomal subunit; ribosome. NCBI's taxonomy places the organism in Eukaryota, Metazoa, Chordata, Actinopteri, Cypriniformes, Cyprinidae.